Molecule: messenger RNA, 2207 nt
Organism: Nilaparvata lugens (brown planthopper)
Lineage: Eukaryota; Metazoa; Arthropoda; Insecta; Hemiptera; Delphacidae
Exons: 2
Coding region: 1559-2092 (177 amino acids)
Source: RefSeq, a predicted model, not a curated record
UUUGCGUUGUUCAAAGUUCAGUUGACGCAAAUCUGCUGGGUGCUGCGUUUUGCGUGUUUCGGCCAUCUUGGAUAUUUAUUUGUCGGCAUUUUUUUGUCAAAGUAAAACCUGGUUGUCUUGUAUUUAUUGUAUUCUAGUCCACACCGAGAGUACUGUGGUGGUAUUAAUACUGUAGUGUAGUCUAUAUAGUAGUAAAUAUACAACAAGUAUUAUAGCAGAUACAAAACUAAAUCUUUCGGGUAUUCUCUUCUCUAUGAUUAUAAUAGAUACCAUACUGUGGUGUAGUAAGUUCAGUGGUAAAUGUGCGAGUACUAUAAAAUAUUAUACUAUGGUGUUCUGAGUACAGUGGAUGAGAACAGAAUUAAAACAUUAUUCUAUUCUAUUCAAUACAGAGGAAAAUAGGAUUCCUAUUGAGUUUUGAUACACAAUAAUUUCUAGUAUUCAUCGAGAGAACUGUGGUGUCCCAAGUAUAAGUGAACUUCAAUACAGAGGAAGAUAAAACACUUGUUGAGUUUUGAUGCUCAAGAAUUUUCUAAAUUGGACUCAAAAUGGACUAAAUUUUAGAAAAGUGAAACCAUAACCCUAUUUUGGACUUUUAAAAUGUUAUAUAAAUUUGGGAGAGAAAUAGUACAAGGAGUUUUGAUGCUCAAGAAUUUUCAGUAUUCAUCGUAAAAACUGUGGUGUCCUGGGAAGAAUACAGUGAAAUUCAAUACAGAUAAAUAUAGAACACUUUUGUUGAGUCUUGAUAUACAAGAACUUUAUGUAGUAGGCCUUAUCACAAAGUAGAAGAAAUUCUUCUUUCUCUUUCUUCUUCUCUGUGGCCCUAUCCACCGGAAGAACUGUAGUGAUAUUAAUAUUGUUCAGUAGUAUAUUCUGGCCUGUGGCAAAUAAUUGUAUAAUACUGAUUUAAUUGUAUAUAACUUCAAUACUGAAGAAGAUUAAAAACUACAUUUAGUUUGUGUAUAAUUUUAGUCUUCAACGAAAUAAGUAUUUUGAAGAAAUUAAUUUUGUACUGUAGUCUUCAAUGUGGUGAAUAAUUAUUGUAAAAAUAAUGGUGAACUCAUCAAUUCCUGAAUCAUAAUAUAGGAAAAUUUUGAUCUUUACAGGGUGUUAUGGAAUGUUUCACAUCAAUGGCCACUCUAAGAUUAUACAGUCUCCAUAUUUAUCACUAAUUGUGAUCCAUGAGAUAAAUGAGAUAGGAACAGUACCAGACUGUAAAUAAUAUCUGGAGAAGAUGGGAAGCUUCUUGUGAAUGAACAAGAUCUGCAGCCUUUACCAAAGUGUUACUGUGUUGAUAUUAUUGGAGUGUUGUUGAAGUUGAUGUUAUUAUUCUGUAGGUUCUUGCAAAUAAUUGUAUGAAAUAUGGUGAACUUCAAUACUGAAGAAGAUAAGAAACUGAUAGAGCUUGUGCGUGCGCAGAAGAUUCUGUGGAAUAUAAAACAUCCAGACAGAAAGAACCAGUUUUGUGAGAGAACAGGUGUGGAGGGCUAUUGGUAAAUCGCUCAAUAGAGAAGGAUCUGAGGUGAAAAGCCGCUGGAGAACAAUACGAGACAACUAUAUGAGGAAUAACAAUAGAAAUCCAAAGAAGAGGAAACGAGCCAUAUACUGGGGCAUGUGCAAGUUUCUAGAUGCCGGAAAAGCUAGAGAGAAAAACUCUUUCGACGAGGCAACUAUGCCAGUUUCCGUAGAAAUGAAAUAUGAAGAGAACGAUUCUAAUGGCAUUGGGAGUGAAAACGAAAUAGGACAUGAUCUCGAUAUGAUUGACAAAGAAUUCCAGGAUAGUGUUUACCAGCAUCCAGUAGGUCUAGCAUUGAAUUUGGAGUCUCCGUCCGAGAAAGAAAUAAGAGACAAUGAUACAACAUCUACUUUGGCCCAGUAUUUGGCUCACAAUGAUGAGGACAAACUCCAAUUUAGGAAAUUCCUGCAGGAUCUCAUGAAAGCAACACCCCAAGAAGACGAAAUUGAUGUGUUUUUCAAAUCGAUGGCGAUGACUGUGAAGAAGUUUCGACCAGAUCUCAUCACAAAAGCGAAAGUCAAUGUCUUCAACUCCGUUAUGGAGUUGGAGGUUAUGAACCAAAAGACUCAAUUUUGAUCCUAUUUAAAUUUGAGGGAAGAUAAAUUUGAGGCCAUACAUUAAUGCAAUUGUUUACAGUCUUUUCCAGAUCAUUUCUCAAUGAUUAACUAAUAAAUUAUUAUAGUUUAUUUUA